Pygocentrus nattereri (red-bellied piranha) is the source of this 8922-nucleotide messenger RNA. RefSeq names its product microtubule-associated protein 1B (gene map1b). Gene Ontology annotation, biological process: microtubule cytoskeleton organization; regulation of microtubule depolymerization; axonogenesis. Gene Ontology annotation, cellular component: synapse; neuronal cell body; cytosol. Bases 175 to 6321 code for a protein of 2048 amino acids. Lineage: Eukaryota; Metazoa; Chordata; Actinopteri; Characiformes; Serrasalmidae. Gene Ontology annotation, molecular function: microtubule binding; actin binding. The record is from RefSeq and is a predicted model, not a curated record. The transcript has 7 exons.
GUGUGUGUUUGUGUGUGUUUGUGUGUGUGUAUAAAAGCGUCGACCCCUCCUAGAGCGCCCCGCUGUUCGCCUGGUCACCAGCAGCUCUCCACGCUGUAAGGAGAGCGAGCGCGCGUGCGAGAGAGCAAGCAGGCGCGUGCGUGUAUGUGUGUGUGAAUGUGAGGGUGUGUGAGGAUGGCAACGCUCGUGGCAUCAGCCGACACCGCAGAGUCCUUCUGCGCGGACAGCGGCACCAGAGCCGGCAACAUGGCAUCGCCCACCGCCGCCUCGGCGCACCACUUCGACGACGGCAGGUUUUACCUGUUGGUGGUCGUCGGGGAGCUGGUCACGGCCGAACAUCUGAAGUGUGCCAUUGCGGACAUAGAGAAAGGAAUUCGUUCAUGGGACACGAAUCUCAUCGACUGCAACCUGGACCAGGAGCUGAAGCUUUUCGUUUCUCGACACUCUGCCAGGUUUUCUGCUGAUGUGCGAGGACAGAAGAUUCUGCACCACAAAAGCAGUGUACUGGAGACUGUUGUACUGAUCAACCCUUCAGAUGAGGCUGUUAGCACUGAGGUUCGCUUGAUGAUUUCAGAUGCAGCCCGCCACAAGCUGCUCGUUCUGGCAGGACAGUGUUUUGAAAACACUGGCGAACUCAUUCUCCAGUCUGGUUCCUUCUCCUUUUUCAACUUCAUUGACAUUUUCACAGACCAAGAGAUUGGGGAACUUUUAAGCACCAUACAUCCCGCCAACAAAGCCAGCCUAACCCUUUUCUGUCCUGAGCAUGGUGACUGGAAAAAUUCAAACCUUGACAAACACAGCCUGCAAGACUUCAUUAAUAUUAAGCUAAACUCUCCAAGCAUCCUACCAGAAAUGGAAGGCCUCUCUGAGUUCACAGAAUACCUCUCAGAAUCGGUGGAAAUCCCAUCUCCCUUUGAUAUGCUUGAACCUCCUACUUCGGGUGGUUUCCUGAAGUUGUCUAAACCAUGCUGCUACAUUUUCCCAGGUGGCCGAGGUGAUUCAGCACUUUUUGCUGUUAAUGGCUUCAACAUGCUUGUCAAUGGUGGAUCUAACAGGAAAUCCUGUUUUUGGAAGUUGGUGCGCCAUCUAGACCGGGUAGAUUCUAUCCUCUUGACUCACAUUGGAGAUGACAACCUUCCAGGGAUUAACAGCAUGCUGCAAAGAAAGAUUGCAGAACUGGAGGAAGAACAAUCCCAGGGAUCCACCGCCAAUAGUGACUGGAUGAAGAACAUGAUCUCACCUGACCUUGGUGUUGUGUUCUUGAACCUGCCUGAGGCUCUUGAGAAACCAGAAUCAAACCACAGGGUACGAAGAAACCUUGAAGAAGCUGCACUCACUCAGCAGUAUCUCAGCAAGCUCUCUUUGAAACCAGAACCUCUACAAAGGAAUGUAGGCAAUACAAUUGAACCUGUCAUACUGUUCCAAAAAAUGGGAGUUGGUAAGCUUGAAAUGUAUGUUCUCAACCCUUCAAAGAACAGCAAAGAGCUGCAGUACUUUAUGAAGCAGUGGACUGGUAGUGAGAAGGACAAGGCACCAAUUAUGUUACCAAAUGGAAAUGAAUCCGAGCUCCCAAUCUCAUAUUUGUCCUCAAUCUCAUCUCUGAUUGUAUGGCAUCCUUCUAACCCUUCAGAGAAAAUAGUACGUGUUCUGUUUCCAGGUAAUGCCACACAAUAUAACAUUCUUGAGGGCUUGGAGAAAUUGAAACACUUAGAUUUCCUAAAGCAUCCUGUAGUCACAGAGAAAGACCUGUCUUCAAACAUGGCACCAGCUCUCAAGCAAGCAAAGCUGAAGCAUAAGACAGAUAGCAAAGAGAGUCUGAAGUCACUCCCAAAAGCAUCUCCAAGCAAAGCCAUCAGAAAGGAGUCAAAAGAAGAAACUCCUGAAAAGGCAAAAAUUGAUGCUGAAGGAACUCCAGAACCAUCGCUGAAAGUUGAAAAGAAAGAAAAACCACACAUCAAGCGACAAGCAAAAACUGUAGAAAAGGAGACAAAGGCUAAAUCUGAACAAACAUCAAAAACUGAUACACCGGAAAAAAAGAAAGCAGAUAUAAAACCAAAAAUUACAGCCAAAGAAAAAUUAAUCAAGAAGGAGACAAAGAAAGUUGUGGAAAAGAGUGAAGUUGACAAAAAGAAGGUGAAAAAAGAUGACAAACCAUCAACUAAAAAAGAGGAAAAGGUCAAAAAUGAGGAGAAGCCAAAGAAAGAAGACAUCAAGAAGGAGGUAAAAAAGCGGGACAUUAGAAAAGACUCACCAUUGAAGGAGAGCAGGAAAGAGGAAAAGAAAGAAAUUAAAAGGGAUGAAAAGGAUCUUAAAAAAGACUCAAAAAAACCUGCAGGUUUAAAGAAGAAUGUUUCUGGCACAGGUGAAGUGAAAAAGCCUGCACCAAAACCAAAGGUGGCAACACAAGGAAAAGCCCAAAGCAGCCCUGCUAAAUCUAAAGAAAAAGCUAAGCCCACUAAAAAAGAUGCUGGAAAAUCUGUUGCUGCUGCUGCAUCUACAGCUGUUCCAAUUGUGGCAGCUACUGUAGCUAGCGCUACUGCUUUGGAGGCUGAAAGAUCCCUCAUGUCCUCUCCAGAAGACCUUACCAAAGACUUCGAGGCUCUGAAAGCUGAGGAGAUAGUUGAAGAUGAUGAAACUUUACCUCAGACCAAAAUAGAAGAGGAACAAGGAGUAAUGAUACAACAGGAAGAAAUCACCAUUUGCAAGGACUCUCCAGAAACAGCAGAAUCUGUGGAUGAGGGAAUAACAACUACAGAAGCUGAGGAGGAAUGUGGAGGUACCCCAGAGGAGUCAGAACCUAAACAAAAAACUAUUGUCACUAAUGGUACAGAGAAAUUUGAAGAUGAGGGCACAGGACUUGAAGAGUCAUCUGAGAUGGGAGAUUAUGAUGAAAAGGGAGAUACAGAGGAAGUGGAUGAACAGGAACAAGGAACAUAUGCUACUAUUCAAGUGAAGGCAGAAGAUGUGGCAGAAGAAACUGUGGAGGAUGAGUGCAUCGGGGCAGCAGAAACCAAACAACUUGACAAAGAAACUGAGAGACAGAGUAUUUCUGUGACCACUCCUCCAAAACUCGCUUCUCCAGUCUCACCAGCAAAUUCAAUUCAUGAUGAAACUCUGCCAGUAGGCUCAGAAAGUGAGGUGGCUUCAGAUGAUGAGAAUCGAGAUGAGCCUCCUGAGGAAUACACUAUAUCUGGGCACACACAGUCUACAAUCGAGAUCUCAAGUGUACCAACUCCCAUGGAUGAAAUGUCAACUCCAAGGGAUGUAAUGAGCGAUGAGACUACAAAUGAAGAAACUGAGUCUCCUUCUCAAGACUUUGUCAAGUAUGGGAUCUCAGGCGACUAUGAUCGAAAGAAACUCUCGCCUCUCCAAGAUGUUCCUGAGUUAGAUCAUUCAAAGAGUGAUGCAACAGAGGGUCAUGAUUACCAUGCUUCAGCUUCUACAAUUUCACCACCAUCUUCACUGGAGGAAGACAAAUCUUGCAAGGAUUUUUACAGUACAACCGGAUUCUCUUUGGACUCAGAGAGGCUUCCUGCUGCAUCUACCACCUUGCCCCUUGUGCGAUCACCCUCUGGCGACCAUAAUAUAGGCAUGGAACACAUUCAUACAGGUAUUUCAUCACCAAUUGAACUGGGCACUACACUUACAUUGUCAUCAAAAGGGGUCAUGGAUUCUACAAACAGUCCAGAUGAUAAAACAUUAGAGGGCACUUCUUCACCUCAGUCUUUGGGGCAUACACCUUACUAUCAGUCUCCAGUGGAAGAGAAGGCUGGAGCUAUACUCCUUGAAGAAGUCACUAACCAAGGUCCCAUUAUUGUUGAAGUAACAAGUGACAAAGACUAUUCUCCCAGAGAAGCUAGUCCUAUUGAUGAAGCUGUACCAAUAUCACCAGCAGAAAAAGUUCCAUCCCCAGAAUGUAGUCCAGCAUCCUGUGGCAGUACCUCCUCAGUGCUUGAAGAAAAGCCACACUUUGAUAAUCAAUCUGUUAGUAAAAUUAGCCAUGAUGAUAAGAAGCCAGAAAGUGGUGACAGUUCCUCUAUUUCAUCCUCACUACCACAAACUAAAAUCGAGUUUUCAGAUUCAGUUCCUUUCACAACAUUCAAAGAGGAGAGUAAAAUGUCAAUAUCUGAAGGAACCACAUCUGACAAGUCAGGCACUCCAGUUGAUGAAGUUGUUGCUGAAGAUACAUUUUCUCAUAUUGCCUCAGCCUCAACAGCAUCACUUGCAACAAGCUCUUUACCAGAGCCUACAACGGACGAUGUCUCCCCAUCAUUACAUGCCGAAGUGGGUUCCCCUCACUCCACAGAGGUAGAUGACUCUCUGUCUGUGUCUGUGGUGCAAACUCCAACUACAAUGCAAGAAACAGAUGUUUCUCCAUCUAAGGAGGAAAGCCCUCGGCCUAUGUCAAUCUCUCCAGAUGUUUCACCAAAAACGGCCAAGUCACAGACACCUCAGCAGGAGACGAAGUCUCCUGAACAUUCUGCAAUGUCAGUGGAAUUUGGUCAGGAGUCCCCAGAUCAUUCUUUUGCAUUGGACUUCAGUAAGCAAUCCCCAGAACACCCAGCUGCAAUGGGACCCCAGCAUGCUGUCACUGAAAAUGGCCCAACAGAGGUUGACUACAGUCCCUCAGAUGGAGCUGAUUUCAGAUCAGGAGAACCACGCAGACCAGGAGAGGAUGGUGAGAAGCCCAUGCUUUUCAAAGAGUCUGACAGCACCCAAGCUGCUUCUGCUUCUCCAUCCGAUGCUUCUCAGUCCACCCCAUCUGUUACAACACCUACACAAAUUGGUGGGCCCAGGGAAAUGUCUCCAAAUGCUGGUCCUUGUUCAGAAUCUGUCACUCCAAAAAUAUCUCCCCACAAUCAAUCACCUGUGUCCCCAGACUCAUCUCUAAUACUGGGGGGUCCCAGUGCCUCAGAUUACAAAGGUAAAACAAGUCCCACCUUAAUUUCUAGUGACAAUAGUACUUUUAAGACCGAGGAGAUCAGAUCCAGUGAGGUCAACACCCUUCCAAAAGCUGCUUCCCCUUUAUCCCCCACAGUGUCCUCUUAUUCUUGUGUCCCACAGAAGACUGAUGCACUUAAUCUUGGAGAAGGGACUGUAAUCUAUACAUCCGAGUCUAAAUCACCCAUCAGUCCCAAAAUGCCAUCUCCGUCUCCUAAGCUAACAGAAUCUCAGUUUUCUAGCAGCUCCGCUUAUGUUGAAGAAGUGGCUCAGAAGUGUGAUGGCGGCUCAAGAAGUCCAGAUGGCUCCAAAGUAAGUGUCUCUCCUCAGUCACGAUCAAAUGUUGACCUAUGUUUGGUGACCUCUUGUGAAUACAGACAUCCAAAGACAGAGCUUUCACCUUCGUUCAUAAACCCCAACCCUCUUGAGUACUUCAUGAAUGAGGAGAAUCCUCUACAGGAGGAAAAGCCACUCACUAAGUCUGGUGGAGGGCCACCCCCAACUGGAGGGAAGCAGCAAAGUAAGCAAUGUGAGGAAACUCCGCCAACUUCUGUUAGUGAAUCAGUACCCUCUCAAACAGAUUCUGAUGUUCCUCCUGGAACUGAAGAGUGCCCUUCCAUAACUGCAGAUGCAAACAUUGACUCAGAAGAUGAUUCAGAAACUCUACCAACAGACAGGACCCUCACUUAUCGCCAUGCAGAUCCACCUCCAGUUGCAUCAAGGGAUUCUGCUCCUGCGCCACCUUAUCCUGAUGUCUGCAUGGUGGAUCCAGAGGCCCUUAAGGCUGGGGAGGACAACCAACCAAAAGAGUCUAAAAAAGGGGAGGGAGAGAAGCCUAAACCUAAAUCUUCUUCACCAGCUAAAAAGAAUGUUCUGUCUAAAACAAAUGCAGUCAAGGAGUCAAAAACAGCAUCUCCAAAGAAGAGCACAGUGGAGAAAGAUGCCAAAAAUGCAACUAACACCUCUGCAUCAAGGAGUGUGAAAACUACAGGAAGCAGCAAGGCCAACAGUGGACUGUCCGUACCAAACUGCCCUCCAAUGUACAUGGACUUAGUUUAUAUCCCUAAUCACUGCAGUGCCAAAAAUGUGGAUGCAGAGUUCUUCAAGCGAAUUCGAUCCUCAUACUAUGUGGUCAGUGGCAAUGAUCAGACAGCACAGGAGCCCAGCAAGUUGGUCCUAGAUGCUCUGUUAGAGGGGAAGGCACAGUGGGACAGUAACAUGCAGGUGACGCUUAUUCCAACCCACGAUUCUGAUGUUAUGAGGGAGUGGUAUCAGGAGACCCAUGAGAAACAGCAAAACUUGAAUAUCAUGGUUUUAGCCAGCAGCAGCACUGUGGUUAUGCAAGAUGAAUCUUUCCCUGCAUGUAAAAUUGAGCUCUGAAAACAAAAUGAGCCCCGGCGAUCAGUGAAUCGUUCUGAUAGUCAAAAACUGUAAAAUGCUAUGAACAUGGAACAUGGCUGAGCAAAACCAAGGUAAAUGCUUUGGUCUUUACUAAGGAAAAUGCUAUGCUUAUUAAUAUGCUACAAAUUUCCCCACAUCUAAUUUUCAAACAAAUCAGCAGUUCUUCAAAGCCCACCUACGUAUUUUUGUUUAUAGCAAUAUAUAAAUAGCAAAUAGUCAAGCAGCAUAUACAUGUCUGUAGCAAAUUCGGACCAGUGUAGGGAUUCAGCUCUAAAUUGGACAUCUACUGCCAACAAACAGCAUUUAAAAGCAGCUGAUAAAAUAAAACAGCAUACAAUUAAAAAGCCACGUUAGAAAUAAUAUAUACACCAAAGUAUGAAGGAUUAUUUAAAAAAUGCCUUAGAAUGUUAAUUGAAUGUACAACACAUGUGAUGCACUUAUUAUGUUGAUAAUUAGCAGGUGUGUGUGUUUUAUGAUCACAAACACAACAGUGAAGACACAAUGCAGAAUGCAUCCAACGUUGAGAAGACACAGCAAAGAUUUGCAUAACUUGCAAACCACAAAAAAAAAAGAAAGGCUUUAGCCUUAAGGUUCAGUCUUUAUCAGUGAUACUUAACCAGCUUCAAACUUCACUUGAGAUGCAUUUAAAAGUAAUUUCACAUGUUUUGUUGUGAAUUAACCAGUACGAAUUAAUUGACCUGUAUGUCUGCUUCAGUAAUUCAAGACCAUGUGCAAGGAUGGGGCAGUAUAUAUUUAAUGUCCAUUAUAAUAAUAAUUAUUAUUAUUAUUAAUGUUAUAUUUGGAAUUACUCUCAAACCAAGACUGUCAUUUUGCACUAUUUAUUAUUUGCACUUUUGUGUGUGUAAUCCUUUUGAUGGACUAGAUUUUGUUCUUUCCAUGCAAAUGUUCUUAGAAUAACGAAUUCAUUUAUAUUAAGAUGGGUUAGUUCGACAUUCCUCUGUAGUUAACUCUAGGAUCGCUCAAGAUAAUUUUAUUUUGCUUUUAAACAAAAGUCAAGCGGUAGAAAGAGAUCUUUUCAACUGACGUUCCAGCCUAAAGUGCUAUAAGUGUUAUGUUCUGUAUGCAGUUUGUUUCACCUACAGUUUUUUUUUGUCUUUUGCUGCUCUUAUUUAUCUGCACACGUUUCAGAAUUGAGGUUUCCUGAACUUUCUUUGAGAUGAUUUCUGACCCUUAAUGAAGCUUUUUCUCUAGGUUUUGCUGUUACAGACUCAUAACAGGGUGAAUGAUUUAAUAUUUGCAUGGGUAAUGUAAUAUACUGAGCAGUUCUUUGCUUUUUUAAUGAGAGGGAAACUUACUUUUAACUGCCAACAACUCACUACAAUGUUAGUUUUGAAUAGUAUAUAAAACAAGAGGUCUUUUAGUGUAUAGUUCAUUCAUUUCUGUCCACAAACACUGCAAACCAUCUCACAGAAUAGCCUGCUGAAUUUAAUGCUACUGCAUAUACACUGAGCAAAAUAGCAUUGUUUAAACAGCCUUGUGGGACAAAGUAUGUCAGGCACUACAAAACUGGAUUGAGUGAUUCUGUCAUUUUAAGAAUAUAUUUUUGCGAUCAUUGCUAAUAGACAGAGAACUUUAAAGCAAGUCUUUGUAAUAGAAGUACUAAGCAUCAUGAUCUUUAUGAGCUCAAUUUGUGUUAAAUGGCCUCACCAGUUUUCCAGUUGACCACCAAGCAAUGCACAGUUUUCUUUUCCACUUUGCUUACUUUUGCCAGUAAUUGUGUUGUGGUAUAUUUUAUUCAACGGGCACAUUUGAACUGAAGUAAAUUCAAUGGGAUUUGCCUCACAGUGGCUAGAUUAUGAGAGCAAAUUGAGACACUACAAAAAACGACACUACAAAGCUUUUAAUAGCACUCAGAGACAUCAAAAACAUCACGAAAAUCAACUGUGUACUGGAUUGAGGCUUUGAUCUAAGCCUCAUAACACUUUUCUCUUGUUCUUCUCUGAAAAUGCACUAAUUAUACUCCAUUGCCUAGCAACACUGAUUGAAGUAACACCAAUUUGUCAGAGUUUCCAUGACAACCACAGAUGUAUAGCAAGAGGGAUCUUCAACAACAUGCAUGAAAAAGCAACACUGUUUUUCAAGCUCAGAUCAACCUAAUAACAAACUCCGACACUCAUUACAGUUAAACCGGAUCAUGACACACACACGAACUCUGUCGCUCUCGCUCUCUCUCUCUCUCUCUUUCUCUUCUAUCACACACACACACACCAAUAGUUCUUAUCUUUCUCUAACACUUACUCUUUUACUCUUGCCUCAAACACCCCAGCCCCACUAUACGACCCCCCCACCCCAACUCUGCGAUAAUAUUAGUAUGUCUGCAGCUCUGUUUGAAGUAUAUAUCUUGUGAACUUGCAUCUUCCCUCUUUACUUUCCCCAAACCCAUAUCUAACGUAGAGGAUUAGUCUCAAGUGAAAGUAUUACCUUGUGCUUUUUCUGAUGUUUGUGUGCGAUAUCUCCUCCUGCUCGCUCUAGAGCAUUCAAUGUAAAGGGAAACACUAUUAAAAAAAAAAAAAGGAAAGAAAGAAAGCAAAACUUGAAAACCAUCCACAAUAAACGAUU